AUGAUCACUCCAGCUGAAGCAAAUCCUAAUGUCAAUGAGGCUGCGCCCUCUCCAGUAGGAUUCAAAAACGUUCCGUCUGUCGAGUCACCUGUAGAGCUUAAAUUAGAUGGUCAGAUACCCUCUUGGGUCAAUGGUGUCAUGUAUCGAUCAGGAUCGGGCCGAUACAAUGUGCUUUUAGACAAUGGUGAUACAUUCCACAUUGGACAUCCAUUUGACGGUCUUGCCAUGUUACAUCGCUUUGAAAUCAACAGUGAAACGCAGUCAGUAAAGUACAGUUCUCGACACACAUCGCAUGGCGUGGAACGCAGAAUUGGUCAACGAGAUCCUACGCUGCUGACGUUUGGCCCUGAUCCAUGCAAAACUAUCUUUGGCCGUAUUCAAUCCGUUUAUCACCACAUCUCCAAGUUUGGUGCCAACGCCGCUCUUCAAGAAAAUGAUGCUGAAUUCGACAUGGUCAAUGUGACAGUGACACCCAACUUUCCUCUGGGCGAUGCUUUGGAGCAAGAAACGGGUGUCAAACGAGGUGAAGCUCUGGUAGUAAAGAGAGAUGCCAAUACCCUUCAAGUGGUAGAUCCCGAAUCCUUGAAGCCCAUCAAAAUGUUCACCUAUGCCCAUGUCAGCAAGAAGCUACAAGGCCAACUGUGUGCCUCUCACCACCAAUACGACGAAGAAACUGACGAAUACAUCAACUUCAUGGUCAAGCUUGGUCCCUUUCCCACCUUCCAAACCUUCUCCCUGGGUCCGUAUCUACCUUCUCCUCCUGGCGAGAAAGAAGCGAUGCCUGCACCUGAACCUCGACUGCACCAACCCAUCUGGCGUCAUUUGGGUGCUUGGAAAACCAUGGAAGCGCUGAAACCCUCUUAUAUUCACUCCUUUAGCAUGACCAAAAACUACAUCAUCAUCCCCAACUUCCCCUACUACUACUCUUUCGGAGGCCUGUCUGCCAUUUACUACUCUUCUGCUUACCAGACAUUUUAUUGGGAUGAAACAAGACACACGCUAUUCCACGUUAUUGACCGACACACUGGCCAUCAUGUUGCUACCUACGAAGCGGACCCUUGCUUUUCCUUCCAUACUGCCAAUGCCUGGGACGAAGAUGUCGAGUUGCCUGGUGGCCGUAAAGAGCGUGUAAUCUACAUGGACUACUGCAUGUAUGAAAACACGGAUAUCGUGGAUGCGAGCUUCGAAUUGGGCAAGACACCCACUGGAAAAUUGGAUCUGGAUCAGGUGCAGCCUGCUCGCUAUGUAUUUGACAAGAACACGGCUCACAAAGAGGAACAUCAAAUUGCACCAUCUCAGUUUCGACGUUAUCGUCUAGGACAAGUUCCUGUUGCUAAGCCUGGUGCUGAUGCUUGGACACCUUCUUGGUCAAAUGCCUUCUCCAAACUCACCCAAUUCAACAAGCGUCGAGUCGCCUCGUAUACCGUCAUUGGCCAUGAUCUGGAGAUGCCUCGUUUCAAUCCUCGUUACAACAUGAAACCAUAUCGUUUCUGUUGGGGUGUCUGCGAGUCUCGUCAUGCGCCUCCGUAUGCUUCUGGAUCGGUUGUCAAUGGUCUCAUCAAGCUGGACUUGAACAAUGUGUACUUGGGCCCGAAUACUGAUGAAGAAAGCUCUGCUAAAAUCUGGGAUGAACCUGGCUGUUCGUGUGCUGAACCCAUCUUUAUUCCCCAUCCUAAUGGCCAAGACGAAGAUGAAGGCGUCGUCAUGUCGAUUGUCAACACCACACUGGAAGAUGGCAGCGAAUCGUGCUUUUUGCUCAUUUUGGAUGCUUGCUCCUUUAUAGAAAUUGCGAGAACCACCAUUGGUGCUUUCAAUGCAGUGACAUUACACGGUAGUUUUGUGGAUAAACAUGGCAGAGGCAUUGCCGUCAAUUAA
Molecule: messenger RNA, 1875 nt
Organism: Mucor velutinosus
Lineage: Eukaryota; Fungi; Mucoromycota; Mucoromycetes; Mucorales; Mucoraceae
Exons: 3
Coding region: 1-1875 (624 amino acids)
Biological process (GO): carotene catabolic process
Molecular function (GO): carotenoid dioxygenase activity
Source: RefSeq, a predicted model, not a curated record